AUGGAAUCCCCACAAUCCUCCAUUAAAGCUCUGGUUAAAGAGAUCAAGGAAGAGAUGUUCUCUAACCUUGAUCUCUACUCAAUUUUUUCUCCGUCUGCUUAUGAUACUGCAUGUUUAGCCAUGAUUCCCGACCCCGGACAAGACGAUCGUCCGAUGUUCAAAAAUUGCUUGAACUGGAUACUCGAUAACCAGAAAGAAGAAGGGUUCUGGGGAGAGUCUAAUCUUGAUGGUUUUCCCUCCAUUGAAACUCUCCCUACAACUCUGGCUUGUAUGGUUACACUUAAAACAUGGAGUGUUGGGGAAGAAAAUAUAGAAAAAGGCUUGGCAUUUCUCCAUGCAAACACAGGGAUGCUUGUAGAAGUAAAUAAGCAUCAUUUUCCACACUGGAUUACCAUUGUUUUCCCUGCUAUGGUUGAACUUGCACAAGCCACUGGUCUAGAGCUUCUCUUUCCUGACGAAUUAAAAGGGUUAGUUUCCAACAUUUUGUUGGAGAAGCAUCAAUUUCUUAAGAUGUAA
Molecule: messenger RNA, 516 nt
Organism: Ilex paraguariensis (yerba mate)
Lineage: Eukaryota; Viridiplantae; Streptophyta; Magnoliopsida; Aquifoliales; Aquifoliaceae
Source: the annotation of a GenBank genome assembly